GGAUACAGCGUGAGGAACCCAUGCCGCAGAUUUAUCUGUCUAGCUACUGAUAGAAAGACAAAGACAAAGGUUAAAGCAGCAGAAAUGUACCGCGGGCAUUCCUUCUCCUGACAGUCUUUACUGAGGGGAUAUCGACCUUUACUCCCUACUAUGAUUGCUUCCUGGUUCAUUUUAACACAACACUGUGUUUGCUGCAAGUCUUCACUGUUGUUCCACUAAACCAACCUGACAUCCGAUUGUAAACUUGUUAAGAAGAAACAGAAGAAAGAACCAGCGAGGCUACUGCAGGUUCGGAUAUAAUGUCAGCUGUCACUAACUCAUUUGAAAAUGUGAAAGCAGUUAUCUUAUCAUGUCAUAAGGACUCCUCAUCCAGAGAAAAGGUCAACUUCUACAACUCCUGGGCAGAGAACUAUGACCAGGAUGUGGCUGUUCUGGACUACCGUGCACCAAGUCUGGCAGCAAAAAACAUCUCCUCUCAUUUUGUCGGCGAUCGUGAAGCAGCUGUCGUGUUGGAUGUGGCCUGUGGUACAGGACUGGUGGCCAAACAGUUGAAGAGUUAUGGAUUUGCACACUUUGUGGGUAUUGAUGGAAGCGAAGCUAUGUUGGAGUUGGCCAGAGAGAGUGGAUUUUACCAGGACCUGAAGCAAUGCCUGCUGGGAGAGGACCAUCUACCUGUCCAGUGCGGUUUGUUUGAUGUGGUUGUGAUCGUUGGAGCGCUGAGUGUUGGUCAGGUCCCGGUUGAUGUGGUCAAAGAGUUAUGCAAAUGCACCAAACCAGGUGGCUACGUUUGCAUGACAACCAGGGGUAAUCGUGACAAUGUGGAAUACAAAGCUGCCCUGGAGUGUGAGCUGAAGCAGAUGGAGGAAGAGGGGCUGUGGACUUGUGUAGAGGUCGCUGAGGUGGAAGACUGGGAGAGAGCGGUGUCAGAGCAGGAGGACGGCUACAUAUCUGGUGCUGUGUACAUCUAUAAGAAACUACAACUAUAGCACAAUGCAUGACCAUGUAGAUGUGACAUCACACCAGCAAAGAUGCAAAACAACAUCAUUCAAGAAGAUACAAAACAUUUGAUUAAACCAUUUUAUUUUCCUACAGAUGUACAGUGCCAUGUUAAUAGAUGAUUGCAUAAACGUGAGAACCAUGUAAUAAAUGAGGGUGUAACUCA
Larimichthys crocea (large yellow croaker) is the source of this 1162-nucleotide messenger RNA. RefSeq names its product methyltransferase like 27 (gene mettl27). Bases 300 to 986 code for a protein of 228 amino acids. The record is from RefSeq and is a predicted model, not a curated record. Gene Ontology annotation, molecular function: S-adenosylmethionine-dependent methyltransferase activity. The transcript is spliced from 6 exons. Lineage: Eukaryota; Metazoa; Chordata; Actinopteri; Sciaenidae.